Messenger RNA from Monoraphidium neglectum, 867 nucleotides. RefSeq lists its product as hypothetical. The transcript has 3 exons. The record is from RefSeq and is a predicted model, not a curated record. Lineage: Eukaryota; Viridiplantae; Chlorophyta; Chlorophyceae; Sphaeropleales; Selenastraceae. The coding region runs from base 1 to 867 and encodes 288 amino acids.
AUGCUCGCCGGCCGGGCGCGCGUUGCUGCGAGAGCAUGCGGCGUCGCAUCAGACCAGGAUGCCGACGGUGCCGGCGAUGACGGCGCCAGCACUCAGCGCGGCCUUGGUGCUGAUGGAGCGGCGGCGCCGGCGGCAGCCCAUCGGCGGCGGCCGCGGCCACUGGACGACCGAGCGCUGACGGCCGCGAUCAAGGGCUGCGGGAGCUGGGAGCAGCUGGACAGCCUGCUCGAGCGCCAGCAGCAGCAAGCGCGCCGCCUCAACGCGCUCCACGCGAGCGCCCUGCUGACGCACGCCGCGCAGCUGGUGGCGCGCCUGCCGCCCGCGCGGCGCGCGGCGGCGCUCGGGGCGGGGCAGCUGCCGGCCUUUGUGCAGCGCGCCGCGCUCGUCGCGGACGCGCUGCUGCCAGAGUGCGACGCGCGGGGGCUCGCCAACAUCCUCUGGGCAACCGCGAGUCUGCAGCAGGCGCACGGCGCGACACGCGCAUGGCUCGCGCGUUGGGCGGCGCUGGCAAGCGGCCGCCUGGGGGAGUUCGACGCGCAGCAGCUGUCGGUGACCCUUUGGGCGCUGGCAGAGCUGGAGAUGGGCGGCGCGCAGCAAACUGCCGCCGGCGGCAGCGCUGGCAGCAGCAGCAGCGGCGGCGGCGGCGGCGGCGGCAGCCCUGUGUCUGGCAGCCAAGAGCGGCUGCUCGUCGCGGCCGUGGUGGCGCGGCUGGGGCAGCCGGGCGUAACGCCGCGCCUGACGCCGCAGGGCGCCAGCAACGCGGUGUGGGCGCUGGCGAAGCUGGGCGCGGCGCCGCCCGCCGACGGGAGGGGCCGGCCAUUUCCCGACCUCGACAUUCUUGCGAGCGGCGACGGAGAGGCUGUCUGA